ACAGGUUGUGGUUCGUUACUUUAUUGUACGACUAAUCACAAAUAGUUAAUUCAAGUAGCUGAAAAAUUCAACGAUUGAAAAUUAUAAUUUCUACGACUAGUCAUAUGAUGGAUACAACAAGUAAACCAACAACAUUCGGUUGCAAGUCGUAGUUUUUUGUUUGUUGCUAACUGGUUGAUAUCAUUUAAAAUGAAAAGAGUUUGAUAUAGCCCAGGGGAUAUAACUAUGAUCCUAUACUUUGAUUCCCUGGCAAAAAAAAGGCUACAAAAACAGGGAGUCAAAAUAGAACAGCUAGAAUGAAACUAGGUGAGAGGAAGUGAUCACUGAAUCCAUUUGAUGAAGAGGAUCCUGAAGUACGUCCUGUUUGAUCUUGCGUGGAUGAUAAUUAACUCGAAUACUACCAGUUGUAGUUGCAUGUCGUAACUACUAGUAAACGAACAAAGCCCAUGGCCAUGUUCACUACGAUUUUGUGGGAACAUGGAAGCUCUUGUGGCGAUUUCAUUUUCCUAUGAAGUGAAUGUCAGUGUCAGCGUAUUUUGUGUGUGUCAUGCUGAUUUUGAGAGUGGACAGUUAUGGUGGAGAGUGCAACUCUAGGAGGAGAUAGCAACGCUAGCGUAUCAGCAACUUCGUUUGCAAUGCAUUGCUACUCAGCCUCGGCUCGGCACGUGAACGUCAUUCUCUUGAUCAGUGAACAAUUGGCUCUUCACUCAUUAAGCCAAGUCAAUCCAAACUUAAAAUAUUGCAGAUGGCGUAGUCGUCUGACCUUUUAUUAGGUCUUCUUUAGGUAUUAUCUAAUAAAUUAUUGUUCGGCCAGAAAAAAAACUAACUAAUCAUUAUCCCUUCUAUAUUUGUAUCACCUUAAAAAUGAUAUUGUAUGGUUGUAUAAGACCAUGUCUUUGCCUCAAAUGGCUAACGCGUUAUAUAUCCAAAACAAGCCUUCUCUACAUCAUCUUUGUACUAAUUAUUAUCUAUAAGGUAUGUACUAAAUCAAUGGUCUACUUGCAAAUUCCAACAGUUAAUUAAUUUACAAGUUGAAUAAUCAUUUAUUAAAUAGUCUACUUGCAAAUCCCUUGCUCAAGACUUAUUUAUUCCAUGCGUCUCUCCGUUUGUAGCUACGAGAUCAUCAUAGCUAUGUCUUUUUCCGAUAACAUCGUGUCUCGUUCUCUUCCAAUAUGGCUUUUUAUUUACCUCAUAUUCUUAGUAUUACUCGGAAAAUCUCAAAAGGAAGUUCUGCAAGUUAAAGUUGGAGUCGUUCUUGACACUAAUUUGACAUUAGCAGAUUUGAGCUUGCGAGCUAUCAACAUGUCCCUGUCGGAAUUUUAUAACACUCAUAAUCGCUUCAAAACAAGGAUUGUCCUCGACAUCCGAAACUCCAAAGGAACUGUUGUUGGUGCUGCAGCUUCAGCUUUAUACUUGAUAAAUAAGAGGAAAGUGGUGGCCAUUAUUGGACCAGGGAGUUCAAUGCAAGCUCCAUUUUUAAUCAACCUCGGAAACCAAUCUCAAGUUCCAAUUGUGUCAUUUUCUGCAACAAGUCCUCUUCUUGACUCCCUCCGGAGUCCAUAUUUCAUCAGGGCCACACAUGACGAUUCAGCUCAAGUUCACGCCAUUAGCGCCAUCAUAGAAUCAUUUAGAUGGAGAGAAGUUGUGCCUAUUUAUGUAGACAAUGAGUUUGGAGAAGGCAUUCUUCCUUACCUAGUCGAUGCUUUUCAGGAAAUUAACGUUCGUAUCCGAUACCGAAGCGCUAUAUCGUUUUAUUCAUCUGAUGAUCAAAUCAAGAAAGAGCUUUACAGACUAAUGACCAUGCCCACUAGGGUUUUUAUCGUGCACAUGUUGCCUGAUCUCGGGAAGAGGAUUUUCUCGAUAGCGCAGGAGAUUGGUAUGAUAAAUAAGGGUUAUGCAUGGAUUGUUACAAAUGGGAUAAUUGACCAGAUGAGUUUACCGGGAGGACCAAGCCUGGAGGAUAUGCAUGGUGUCGUGGGUGUCAAGACAUAUUUCUCUAGGUCAAAAGAGCUAGCCAAUCUUGAAGCUCGUUGGCGGAAAAGAUUUGGAGGAGAACAGCUAACCCAUUUUGGAUAUUGGGCUUAUGAUACUGCCACAGCACUUGCAAUGUCGGUUGAGCAAAUAAGUAACGUAAACAUGAGUUUCAAUACGACCACAAACACUUCGAGAGGUGAUAAUGGGACUGAUCUUGAUGAUCUUGGUGUCGCUCUAUCUGGUCCUAAACUUCUUCAAGCGUUAUCAACGGUCAGUUUCAAAGGCGUCGCCGGGAGAUUUCUGCUAAAAAACAGAAAGCUAGAACCAACGACGUUCAAGAUAAUCAACAUAGAGGAAAGUGGGCAACGAACAGUUGGAUUCUGGAAGUCAAAAGUUGGACUAGUGAAGAGAUUAGGAGUGGAUCAAAUAGGCACUAACAUCUCACACAGCUCGCGUCGACUUAGACCAAUAGUAUGGCCUGGGGACACUACUCUCGUGCCUAAAGGUUGGGAGAUUCCAACGAAUGGAAAGAAGCUGCGUAUAGCAGUUCCAAAAAAGGAUGGUUUCACCAAUUUUGUGGAGGUAACAAAGGAUGCAAACACUAAUGCCCUAACCGUUACUGGGUUUUGCAUAGAUGUUUUCGACGCUGUAAUGAGACAACUGCCAUAUGCUGUCCCUUACGAGUACGUCCCCUUUGAAACUCCGGAUGGAAGAGCAGAUGGAAAUUACAACAACAUGGUUUAUAAAGUGUUUCUUGGGGAAUUUGAUGGAGCUGUAGGAGAUACCACAAUCUUGGCUAAUCGGUCUAACUAUGUUGAUUUCGCAUUGCCAUUCUCAGAAACGGGUGUUGUAUUUGUGGUUCCUGUCAAGGAUGAGAGAGAGAAAGGAGAAUGGGUCUUCUUAAAGCCUUUAACAAAAAAACUCUGGUGUAUGACUGCUGCUUUGUUUAUCUACAUUGGACUCAUGGUUUGGACUUUUGAGUCCAUAGCAGAUAAAACUUUCAGGACACAGAGGAUCAUUGAAAAAAUAUCUAAUGUGUUCUACUUCUCAUUUUCAACCCUAUUUUUCGCACACAGGAAGCCAUCAACGAGCAUUUACACAAGGGCUUUAAUUGUGAUUUGGUGCUUUGUGGUGCUAAUAUUGACUCAGAGCUACACAGCCACACUCACAUCGAUGCUCACGGUUCAAGAGCUUCGACCAACCGUGAGACACAUGGAUGAACUGAGGAAGAGCGGAGCGAAUAUCGGAUAUCAAAAGGGUUCGUUUACAUUGGAAAAGCUAAAACAAGAACGCUUCGACGAAUCUAAGUUAAAAAUUUAUAAUUCUCCUGAAGAAAUGCGUGAAUUGUUUCUCAAAACGAGCAGCAACGGUGGUAUUGAUGCUGCGUUCGAUGAAGUCCCUUACGUAAACCUUUUCAUGACAAAAUAUUGCAAAGAGUAUACCAUUAUCGAGCCUAGAUAUAAGGCCGAUGGCUUUGGCUUUGCUUUUCCGUUGGGAUCUCCGUUGGUGCCAGAUAUUUCAAGACAGAUCUUGAACUUAACAGAGGGAGAGAACAUGAGAGCUAUUGAGAACAAGUGGUUCCCAGGAGAAAAAUAUUGUCUAGACCGGAACACAACUGAUACUCCAAUCCAGCUUGAUCACCACAGCUUUCAAGCUCUAUUUAUGAUCGUCUUUGGUACCUCUUUGGUUCUACUCUUGAUCAUGCUGUCUUGUAGAAGAUACCGAGAGGGACGAGGAGACAUGAACGGUGAUCCACCUAAUAAUCCAGAAGAUGACCAUCUGCUUCUACUCUUGCUCAUGUUGGCUUCUAGAAUAUACCAACAGAGACGAGGCAACAUAAUCGUAGCUAAACCCAAUCCUCCUGGCAAUGGGCCUGACGGCCAAGACAACGCACGACCUAAUCAAAACCGUGAUGUUAAUGAAGGUGGACAGGGAGCCAAUGAAACUGGUGGAGCUGCUGAACCAGCUGAUACUGAGCAUCGUAUUGUGGAAGUUCAUGAAGGAGUUAAUUUUGGAGAUGGAGAUCAUGAAGCAAAUCGUAUUGGGAAAGUCAAUUUGGAAUUACAAAGGCAACAGUCACAAGUUCGCCGUCGCUGCAACAAACUCUUCUCAGAGAAAAAUAUGCCCUUAGGAAUGGCUGCUCCGCCUCCGAGGAUGCAUUUGGCAUAGUUCAAAGAGGUCUUCAAUCAAGGUUUCGGUUUGACUUCAGUUUGAGUUUUUCGGUUUUAUAAAAAUUGUAUUGAUCCUGUAACAUUGGUUGAAGUUUUUCAAUAAAUGUAUUAUCAACUUUUGAAUCUUGAUACCUGCUCCCUUUUUUUGGAAACUGAAUUGUAUUAUUAAACCUUCUAGACAAAGAGUUCUAAAAUAAUCUUGACUAGGAUAAGACUUGCACAAGCAAUUUAUAUGAAAAUUAUUUAAUAAAUAUCGUAUGGAAAAAAAUUUAUAUUAUUGACCGAAUUAAUAUAUUUGGCUCUUAAACAAUUUUUUAA
Molecule: messenger RNA, 4463 nt
Organism: Brassica napus (rape)
Lineage: Eukaryota; Viridiplantae; Streptophyta; Magnoliopsida; Brassicales; Brassicaceae
Product: glutamate receptor 2.5-like
Exons: 5
Coding region: 1093-4143 (1016 amino acids)
Cellular component (GO): plasma membrane
Molecular function (GO): glutamate-gated receptor activity
Source: RefSeq, a predicted model, not a curated record